UGACGUAACUUGUCCCAUACAUGCACUUUACUUUAACCAAUUUUCAAUAGUUACAUCACUUAUAUAAUAAUACUAUGUGAACCACAACUUUAUUUUUAUCAAAAAAGAGAGAAUAAUUAUUAAAUUUGUUUGAAGUAGUGAGAAAUUCAAGAAUUGAAGUUAUGGAGAAAUCACCAGAAGAAAUGCACCCUGUUAAGGCUUUUGGUUGGGCAGCUAGAGACAAUUCUGGGAUACUUUCCCCCUUUAAAUUUUCUAGAAGGGCAACUGGUGAUAAGGAUGUGAAAUUGAAGAUACUCUAUUGUGGUAUCUGUCAUAGUGAUCUUCAUCAGUUGAAGAAUGAAUGGGGAUUUGCUACAUAUCCUUUGGUCCCUGGACAUGAGAUUGUGGGUGAAGUAACUGAGGUUGGUAGCAAGGUGGAGAAAUUCAAAGUUGGAGAGAAAGCUGGUGUGGGGUGCCUAGUUGGAUCAUGUCGUUCUUGUGAAAACUGCAGCAACGAUACUGAGAACUAUUGUUCCAAAGCAAUAGGCACCUAUAGUGCAAAGUACACCGAUGGAACACCAACAUACGGAGGCUACUCAGACAUAAUAGUUGUUGAUGAACAUUUCGUUGUUCGUGUCCCAGAAAACAUGCCCCUAGAUUCUGCAGCGCCGCUCCUUUGUGCUGGAAUUACAACUUAUAGUCCGUUGAGGUACUUUGGAUUAGAUAAACCGGGCCUUCACAUUGGUGUUGUAGGUCUUGGUGGACUUGGUCAUGUUGGUGUCAAGUUCGCCAAGGCUUUAGGUCUAAAGGUGACGGUUAUUAGUACAUCUCAAAGUAAACAGAAGGAAGCCAUUGAACGUCUUGGUGCUGAUUCGUUUUUGAUUAGCACUGAUCCGGAUCAGCUACAGGCUGCUAUGGGCACAAUGGACGGCAUUCUUGAUACAGUCUCUGCUAAUCACCCCGUCCUACCACUGAUCGGUCUAUUGAAGACUAAUGGUAAAUUUAUCGUGCUUGGUGCAGCUGAAAAACCACUCGAGCUACCUGUCUUUCCAUUGGUUAUGGGGAGGAAGAUUGUGGCUGGAAGUGGGAUAGGAGGGAUGAAGGAAACGCAAGAGAUGAUUGAUUUUGCUGCAAAGCACAAUAUAACAGCAGAUAUUGAAGUCAUUCCAAUGGAUUAUGUAAAUACUGCAAUGGAGCGUCUCGCCAAAGCUGAUGUCAAAUAUCGUUUUGUCAUUGACAUUGCUAAGACUCUCAAAGCAGACGAGUAGACAACUAAGAGUUCUUCAUGUCAUUCUAGUAUUUCAUGAUGUUUUUGGCAUCAGACGAUUAUUUUGAUUUCUCCUCGGGGAACAUUACUUAAGAAAAUGCAUACAGUAAUCGAAGUCUUUUGCUUGCUUUUA
Capsicum annuum is the source of this 1379-nucleotide messenger RNA. Its product is annotated as probable mannitol dehydrogenase. Gene Ontology annotation, biological process: lignin biosynthetic process. NCBI's taxonomy places the organism in Eukaryota, Viridiplantae, Streptophyta, Magnoliopsida, Solanales, Solanaceae. The transcript has 5 exons. The coding region runs from base 162 to 1247 and encodes 361 amino acids. Gene Ontology annotation, molecular function: cinnamyl-alcohol dehydrogenase activity; zinc ion binding. The record is from RefSeq and is a predicted model, not a curated record.